This is a messenger RNA of Argentina anserina (silverweed cinquefoil), 1685 nucleotides long. RefSeq names its product histidine--tRNA ligase, chloroplastic/mitochondrial. Bases 42 to 1517 code for a protein of 491 amino acids. The record is from RefSeq and is a predicted model, not a curated record. Gene Ontology annotation, cellular component: cytoplasm. The transcript has 10 exons. NCBI's taxonomy places the organism in Eukaryota, Viridiplantae, Streptophyta, Magnoliopsida, Rosales, Rosaceae. Gene Ontology annotation, molecular function: histidine-tRNA ligase activity; ATP binding. Gene Ontology annotation, biological process: histidyl-tRNA aminoacylation.
CCCACAAAACUGAGCCAUACUGAGAAUAAGCCAUUAGAGCCAUGCUCUCUGCUAUUUCUUCUUCCCGCCUUAUCCUCAACAACCCCCUCCUAAUCCGCGUUCUCCGAUUCCCCAUUCCCAAACUACCCCUCUCCACAAACCCUGGGUCCUUCUCUUCUCUCUCAACCGCCGCCGCCGUCAGCAACAAUGCCGCCGGCGGAGGUCGUACCGGAGCAGUGUCUCCCUCGCUGGUCACGGAGGAACUGCAGCAGAGGAUAGACGUGAACCCUCCCAAGGGCACAAGGGACUUCCCUCCCGAGGACAUGCGCCUCCGCAGCUGGCUCUUCUCCAAUUUCAGAGAGGUCUCGCGCCUCUUUGGCUUCGAGGAGGUCGAUUUUCCGGUGCUCGAGUCCGAGGCUCUGUUUAUUCGAAAAGCUGGCGAGGAGAUUCGAGACCAGCUGUAUUGUUUUGAAGAUAGGGGGAAUCGUCGCGUUGCGCUGAGGCCGGAGCUUACUCCUUCGCUGGCGAGGCUGGUGAUCCAGAAAGGGAAAUCUCUGUCGCUUCCAUUAAAAUGGUUUGCGGUGGGGCAGUGUUGGCGGUAUGAGAGAAUGACGAGGGGGCGGCGCAGGGAGCAUUACCAGUGGAAUAUGGAUAUUAUUGGUGUCCCUGAGGUUACGGCUGAAGCAGAACUUAUUUCUGCAAUUGUCACUUUCUUCAAGCGAUUGGGGAUCACAGCUUCAGAUGUUGGAUUUAAGAUAUCAAGUCGAAAGGUUUUACAAGCAGUAUUGAGACGUUACUCCAUACCUGAAGCUUUGUUUGGGAAAGUUUGCAUCAUCAUAGAUAAGAUAGAAAAGCUUCCAUUGGCAGAAAUUAAAAAAGAGCUAGAAUCUGUUGGUGUAUUAGAAGAGGCAAUUGAUCAGUUAUUGCAAGUUCUUUCCAUAAAGUCAUUGACAGAGUUGGAAGAGAUACUUGGAGAUUCUGGGGAAGCAGUUGCUGAUCUGAAGCAAAUGUUCUCUCUUGCUGACAAAUUUGGUUAUUCUGAAUGGAUUCAGUUUGAUGCUUCUAUUGUUCGUGGCCUUGCAUACUAUACUGGUAUAGUCUUCGAGGGUUUUGAUAGAGGAGGAAAGUUGCGAGCCAUUUGUGGUGGUGGGCGAUAUGACCGGUUGCUCUCUACCUUUGGUGGUGAUGAUAUUCCUGCUUGCGGCUUUGGAUUUGGUGAUGCUGUCAUAAUAGAAUUGCUCAAGGAAAAGGGGCUUCUGCCAGAACUUGGCCUGCAAGUGGAGAACAUUGUGUGUGCCCUGGAACCAGGAUUGCAAGAAGCAGCUGCAACAGUUGCCACCAUACUUAGGGAGAAAGGUCAAAGUGUUGAUUUAGUCUUGGAGAGCAAACCGCUUAAAUGGGUAUUCAAGCGUGCUUCACGAAUAAAUGCCAACAGGCUGAUCUUGGUGGGAGAUUCAGAGUGGCAAAAAGGGAUGGUGGGUGUUAAAAUUCUGUCUACUGGUGUACAACAAGAGAUCAAACUUGAUGAAUUAGAUUGAUGAAGACCUCAAUUUGGAAGUUGUAAUGUUUUUAAGCUAGGCUCAGUAACGUCAGUCCAUUUUUCUCCCCCAAUCUAUGUAAAUACAUAGUUUCAGAUCAAAAUAUUAUUAACAAACUACUCAAAAGUACCGCACAACAAUUUAGUUUACAAAUAACUCACUACUUAA